Molecule: messenger RNA, 2014 nt
Organism: Phalaenopsis equestris
Lineage: Eukaryota; Viridiplantae; Streptophyta; Magnoliopsida; Asparagales; Orchidaceae
Product: protein PIN-LIKES 2
Exons: 2
Coding region: 483-1826 (447 amino acids)
Biological process (GO): endoplasmic reticulum to cytosol auxin transport
Cellular component (GO): membrane
Source: RefSeq, a predicted model, not a curated record
UUGUUUUCUUUAAUUUUGAUUAAACAACCCCAUCUCCCUCCUACCCUAUCUACCUGCCCGAACUGGCCGACGUAUCGCUCCCCUUCUCCUGCCCGAAAAGCUCGCCAACAUCCCGAUCCCCUCUCCAGGUCUCGCCGCCCAUCGCCUUCGUAACCGAACUCUCGCGAUACAGUCGACAUUAGAGCUAACUGGGAAGGCAACGACGGGAUCGCGGCGUACAGAGCCCCCCAAACUCCCAUCUUUCUUCUCCUUCCGCACCGCUUCUAUCCGAAACCAUGGAGGCAGAUGGAGGAAGGAAAGUUUGCAUCUUCCUUUACCAGAUAGCCCCUCAAUGAUGCAAAUAAUUCAGAUUGAUGUUUUUUUCUGUAUCAAUUCGAAGUAUUGAUCCGGUAAGCUGUCAAGACUGCUCUGUAUCCUGUGAAUAUAUUGGAAUUGCAUCCGUUGGGAUUUGAGCUUCAUCGGAACUAGGGAAAUUGCUGUCUAUGGCCGGGAAAGUGGAGCAAGGGAAUGAGAAUUGGCUCUCUGCUGUGGUGCCCCUUUUGAAGCUCUUGUGUCUCACUGUCAUUGGCAUCAUACUCGCCCACCCCAAAACUCGAAUUGUUCCCCGUGCUACCCUCAAGCUUCUAAGCAAGCUUGUCUUCGCUCUCUUCCUUCCAUGCCUCAUAUUCGUCCACCUUGGCGAAUCCAUCACCUUGGAAGAGGCCCUUCAGUGGUGGUUUGUGCCGGUUAAUGUGCUCAUUAGCACCGCAAUCGGUUGUGUUCUUGGAUAUGUUGUGGCAAUCAUUUGCAAGCCGCCGCCGCAGUUCUUUAGAUUGACGGUGAUCAUGACUGGAUUUGGUAACACUGGAAAUAUUCCCAUAGCCAUUAUUGGAUCUGUAUGCCACAGCUCAAAUCAACCCUUUGGCCCUCAAUGUCGUCAAACAGGCGUUGCCUAUGUCUCUUUCGCCCAAUGGGUUGCGGUAAUUCUUGCGUACACCUUGGUAUACCAUAUGAUGGAGCCCCCUAUGGAGUAUUAUGAGAUUGUGGCAGAGGAAAAUGAGAUUGAGGAAGAGCAUGCUGCUAGUAAUAUUAGCAGGCCUUUGCUCCAAGAAGCAGAGUGGCCUGGCAUGGAGGAGAAGGAAACCGUGAAUUCGAAGAUUCCGUUCAUUGCGAGGGUCUUCGCUAGUAUGUCAGGUUCAUCACAAAGCACCAUCCCUGAUUUAGAUCUAACUGAAGUGGGAGGCAUAUAUCCUGCUCCAAACAGUCCAAAGUCUAUAAGGUGCUUGGCAGAACCGAGGGUUGUCCGGAGGAUGAGAAUUGUUGUAGAAGAAACUCCUAUCCGACAUAUUCUUCAGCCUCCUACAAUUGCGUCUCUGCUGGCCAUUAUUGUUGGGAUGGUUCCUCUAUUUAGGAAUUUUGUAUUCGGGAGCGAUGCACCGCUGUCGUUUUUCACUGACAGUUUGGAGAUCUUGGCAGGAGCAGUUGUUCCUUCGGUGAUGCUAAUUCUUGGAGGAAUGCUAGCCGAAGGACCGAACGAGUCGUCUCUUGGAAUCAGAACAACAAUUGGUAUUAUUGCUGCAAGGCUUUUGAUUCUGCCAUUUAUUGGAAUAGGGGUGGUGGCUACUGCAGACAAGUUGCAUCUUUUGUUACAAGAAGGUCAGAUGUACAGAUUUGUUCUCCUGUUGCAGUAUACCAUGCCGACUGCCAUCUUGUUGGGAGCCAUUGCAAGCUUGAGGGGUUAUGGUGUAAAGGAAGUUUCAGCUCUAUUAUUUUGGCAGCAUAUCCUGGCUCUUUUAUCACUCUCUGUGUACAUUGUUAUCUACUUCAAGUUGCUUUCGGAUGUGUGAGGUGGUUUUGCUAACCGAAUCCAAGAUCAAGGCAGGCUCAUCAGCUGGCUACAGGAAUACAUCCACUAAGCUCAUGGAAAACUCACCCGAUGCCAUCAACGGGCUCUCAGGAACGACAUAAUUCAGAUAGCCACCCAAGCUCGGAGAGCUACCCAAUAACUAUCAGCCGAAGAUCUAGCUAUUUCUCC